CAUCGUUAGUUAAGCAAUUGGAAAGGGCACCCUCCUGUCGACAUGUGUUUUAGGAGCACGCAUCCAGGUUCGCAUUUGUGUUACGCUCCUAGACAUCAGAACCGCACUCUAGGACAACACCACAUGUGAGACUGCUCGUCUCCAAAGGUAGCAAGCAACGCGUGAGCAAGCACUAUGCCUCAAGCACCACAAGCGACAGAGGGUUUCGACGCAGUCAGCCCUGCCGGAAAAAUCCUUGCUUGAUUGACAUCGAAACAGCAAAUGCCGGUCCAGUCGCCACUGCGCGCUGAUCCAGUGAGACACGUAACUUCCCUCCAUCACAGACAUCGUAAGUCAAAUAGAAAGUUUCUGUGUAGAGCUUGUGAUCGAUUCCCGGGGAACUCGGGGGGGUGGCUGACUAAAACAGCUUUUCGACUUGGAAUUUGACGAUGCCACGCGUAAGUCAUUCGCCUGAUGAUGUGGGUUUUUAUUCAUCGAUAACACUCUACGUUGAAACAUUUCCUAGCAAAGGCUUUUGAGCUUUUUUGAGCUUCUGCACCGCUCUGGGAGCUGUCACAGAUACUGAACCACUUAAACUACACCUUGGCUCUGCGAUGUCGUCGCUGAUGUAGAUUCAAGGAUGGUGCCCGUACCAAGUGGCCGGAUUUUUCAGGGUCUUCGUUGGCAAGUAUUCACACAGUGCGCUUGCCUUUGCAUGGUUUUGGAGACAUCACAGUUGCUGUCCACUGUCGCAGCCAGCGUCCUUUCACUAGUCUGUGGCAUUCCCUACUUGGCCGCAUAUGCCGACAACUGGUGCGGGUGAAAUGAUGAUUGUUCUCAGGAUGCCGUCGGACCUAGAGACAAUGCGGGCAAUUCAGCGCCACAUUCCUGCAGGAUGUAGUUUCCUCUGGUUGAUUUCUACUGCUCUGUGGCUGAUCAUGGCAGUACAGACACGUUUCGUCGACGGUGCCUCAGAAAAUCCAGACAUUGUUCUUUCCUCUCGAGUAGCGAAUCUCCAACAAGCAAUGAGAGGAGUACGCGCAGCAGCGAGACAACUCACAAAUGCACGACAAGCUCACGCCGAUACCUUUCAGUUGUUUAUCCAAGAAAAACGGUCCAUGCAAGCUCAACAAAGUGUGGAUUUGGCGAGACUGCAGUCUCUGAGGGAAGGAGUACAGAGCGCAGCGGCCAAUAUCACAGAGAAGAAGAUGCAGCUGGCCAGCAAGCUAGGGGAGCAAAAACAAUGUAUGGAGGCAGCUAGGGUCGCGGUCGCGACUGGACGCGCCGAGCCCGGACUACGAACGCAAGCCCUGCGACAACUACGCCGCGGUCAUCAUAUCGCAAAAGAAGCCGAAGACACCCUAAUAAACUCGACAUAAUUUUGAACUUCGUAACGGCACUCCUCAGCUUUCAUAUCGUGCACAUCACUGAUGUGCCAUGACCGAAGGAAGCUGGUCGGUGGGAUUCUUCGACAGAACAUGCAAACCAGUGAUACUCAUGUUUUCGUUCCGGCUCUCCACCAAAGUGCAGAGAUGACAUGGGAUCGGCAAGACUCGUCUAUUUUGCAGCAAUGUUCCUGUGGACAAUUCAUGGCAACUGCAAACGAAUGCCGAAAGGUAUUGCGCCAAUUCGAGUUACGUGUCCUCGACACAAAUGGACCGCCGCUCACCGUAGUUCUGUACAGUACAAUGGCAUAUGCUCGUGUGGUGGGCGGUCUCGAAACCAUUGUCUGACGGAAUAAGUUCGUCUCUGAUCUGAAUUUGGUCGUGUGCUUGUGGUAGUGGAGUGAAAAUGGAACGAUAGUUGUCGCAGAUUGCAGUUUCCGCCACCUUGUAUCACUGCGUAGGGGUUAUGUCUCGGCUAGUUCAUAGCCGGGGUCUGUUUAUGAAGAUGUGUUGAUGCAUCGAUGCCGGUGCUGUCAGCCUGCGACCUGGCAUUCUUAUCCGAGCUGAACUGCCGAGGAGGGCAUGGCUGAAGAAGUGGCAAAAAACGAAGGAGGAUCGUGGACGCGGUCGUCCCUAACAAGCAUGCAAGCGCUUGCUGCUUCAGAUGGGUUAUCAGUGAUGCUCUUUCGGCGUUGUGCCCGAGAAGCAACCGUCAGUGUUGGUAACUCAGCCAGGGUGGGCUGUUAGAUGCAGUUGCAUAUGCAAGAUUCAAUCGUUCAAGAAUCGGUCUGAUUAUGUUUAACGGUGAUUGUCAUAGAGCGACUUACACGCUGAAGCGGUACUGCCUGACGGCAUUCUGAAUUCAUUCGACUGCCGUGGCAUCACCUAUGCCCUGUCGUGUACGAUAUCGAAUAGCCUCGUACCUAUAAUACAACUCGUUCCAUUUCGGAGCGUUCGAGUAUGGGAAGAUAAGAACAUAUUCUGCCAAAGCCCCAUACUCUGCGCCCCAGCGUGGCUACGGUACAGCCGAUUCUUAUCGGAGUGUGUGCAGCUAAGGCGUAUGCUCACGCAUUUCUCACUAACAAAGAAUGCGCAAGCUUCUGACAGGAUCGUUCCCGUGUGCGUUAGAAACAAUAUAAUUUGCCCAAUCAAGACGUGGGAGCGAUCGGCAAGGUGAGAGUGUAUGCGUGCCACAAUUUGGCAACAACCAGUCUCAUACAAUCUUUUGAGAAUUCCUGGAUCGGAUGCUACCGCUGUUAGUGGCGGGCAUUCCCGACUUUAGCGCAUUUGUGAAGCCACAACACCAGAGCAAAUACUUCCCCUCUUCCAAGCCGUGAGUAAGGACUCGUCACCUACAGGCGACGUUAUCGUCAAGAAGGAUGUGGAAGAUGCUUGUUCAUGAGGAAUGGUCCGAAGAAGAGGCAAGUGGAAAGACAGACACGAGCGUUCCUCUGAAACGCCAAUGAAAAUUGUAUCUAUAGUCGCGGGCGUCUCUAUACUCACGAAGAACGCAGGCUUCCUCAUCUCUGUUUGCCGUAGGAAACAUGAACACAAACAUUCAGCGGCACAGCGGCAUCCUCUUGCAUCGCUUGAAAGCAACGAAUCCGCACUAUGAUUUGAAAAGUCGGAAUAAACCCACGAAUUGCUUUCUAAUCGCGUGGAUACGCCGUAUGACUUAGCAUUUUACUUUGGGAAGGCGGUCGUGUGACGCCCGUGACGUCCCCAAUGGACUUGAGUAUGUAAAAAGAGUUAUUCGACACAAGAACACGGAUUAAGUCUGUCGUGACAAUAUUCCAUCCAAAUGAUGUGUGAAGGAUGGAAUGAUGGGUAAGACAAGCCGCAGCUUUUGUGGCUGUCACAAGAUUUUCCGUGGCUUUCUCCACUCAUAUUACCAUGUACGAUGAAUACGUAGCAUCACGGUCAGCGGAUCGUCUUUGGGUUUAAACACAUAUAACUUCACGAGUCUUCCGAAAACACGUUUUCGUCAUCUGCAGAGACCGCGUACAGCAUGAACUGUGCCGCGCGUGAGAUAUCCUAUGAUUCCUUGCGAUGUGCGCACCAUACUGGACUGGUUGCCCUACUUUACUACAGAACCGCUUAAAGACG
This is a messenger RNA of Toxoplasma gondii ME49, 3470 nucleotides long. RefSeq lists its product as hypothetical. NCBI's taxonomy places the organism in Eukaryota, Apicomplexa, Conoidasida, Eucoccidiorida, Sarcocystidae. Bases 780 to 1358 code for a protein of 192 amino acids. The transcript has 2 exons. The record is from RefSeq and is a predicted model, not a curated record.